GAGUCACCUAACUUUAUCGUAACUCGUCAAGCUCACCUCUCGCAUUGCAUCAGCUCUCCGCCGUCCUCUGCAUCUUCGCUUCCUCGCCAUGGAUCGGACUCAGCUUCUCCUACUAGGAUUACCGCUCUUUCUCCUCUGCAGCGAUCUCGUCAAUCUCUUUGCUCCUCCGCCGCCGCCUCCUCCGAAGCCCCACCAUCCCCACCACCCUCACCAUCACAAGCCCAAGCCUCCUCCAUACACCCCUGAAACCCUAGAGAUUCCAUCGCAGCAAGCAAGUGGACUUGGGGGAAUCGGUUUCGGCAGUACCGUGAAUAUCAACUUCUGCACUUCUUGUUCGUACAAGGGAAAUGCAUUGACAAUCAAGAAGAUGUUGGAAACUGCUUUCCCUGGGAUUGAUGUUAUUCUUGCAAACUAUCCUCCACCCCUGCCAAAGCGCCUUCUAGCUAAAGUUGUUCCCGUUGUUCAAUUUGGAGCUCUUGGAAUCUUAGUUGCAGGUGAACAGUUAUUUCCUAUGCUGGGGAUGACCCCACCUCCUUGGUAUUAUUCUCUGCGUGCAAAUAGAUUUGGGUCCAUAGCAAGCAUCUGGCUUCUUGGCAACAUGGUGCAAUCUUUUCUGCAAAGCUCUGGGGCUUUUGAGGUUUACUGCAAUGGUGAACUGGUUUUCUCCAAACUGAAAGAGGGCAGAUUUCCAGGUGAAAUUGAGUUGAAAGAACUCAUUGGAACAACACUGGCAAAAUCAAGCGUCACUGGCAAUAGCUGGGCAUGAAGACCUCAAACUGGACACAAUUUUAUGUUGCAGAAAAGACCAAGAUGCAGAUUACUUGGUUCUUUUUUUUUUUUUGAAAAAUCAAAGAUGACCAGGUUAUGUAUGUUCUCUGUAUUUGGAUCUUUGACAUUUUCCUUUUUAUAUCUAUGGAUGGCACAUUUCACUUGAAGAAUGAUGUAAACCAUACGAAUGUUGAAGCCUGAAAUAUUUCAUCACAAGCAAAACCCUGUAUCAUAUACCCAAAUUGGUUUUGAUAAUGGUUAAAUCAACGACUGAACAUGCCUCUC
This is a messenger RNA of Rubroshorea leprosula, 1053 nucleotides long. Lineage: Eukaryota; Viridiplantae; Streptophyta; Magnoliopsida; Malvales; Dipterocarpaceae. The record is from the annotation of a GenBank genome assembly.